Molecule: messenger RNA, 2107 nt
Organism: Poeciliopsis prolifica (blackstripe livebearer)
Lineage: Eukaryota; Metazoa; Chordata; Actinopteri; Cyprinodontiformes; Poeciliidae
Gene: entpd6
Product: ectonucleoside triphosphate diphosphohydrolase 6
Exons: 14
Coding region: 120-1619 (499 amino acids)
Biological process (GO): nucleoside diphosphate catabolic process
Cellular component (GO): membrane; Golgi apparatus
Molecular function (GO): GDP phosphatase activity; UDP phosphatase activity
Source: RefSeq, a predicted model, not a curated record
CGUAGCUGCUGGCUGUCACAGCCUCCAUGUUUUAUUUGGAAUCAUGUUUAUUCAUAAAUAGAAAUUUAUAUUUCACAGGAAACACAUGUGUAAAUUAAAUCUAUAAUUUAUAACGACGUAUGACCGGCCACGUCACCGAGCGUGGCCUGACGUCAUCAGUGCGCGCCGGUUGUAAACAGAGGAAUGUAGUUUAUCCGGAACUUGGCCGGGUCGGUACCGGUAGGUCCUGCUGGAGUCCAGCUGACCCGGUUCGGUACGCCAUCAUUGUCACAACCGAAUCGGAACCUGGGCUCGAAUUCAGCCAGCUGCUUCCCUUCGGAACCAGGAUGAGAUCCAAGAUGGCCGCCCUGUUCGUCCUCCUGGUUCUGGUUCUGCUCCUCCUCCUCCAGCGGUUCUCCUCUUCCUCCUACCGGCCGCCGCCGCACCGACCCGCCUCACACAGAACUGGACCGGACCGUCCCGGUUCCUCUGAAGGAGACGGACUCCAGUACGGAGUCAUGUUUGAUGCUGGGAGCACUGGGACCAGAGUCCACGUGUUCCGGUUCCAGAUGGAGAACCCAGGGUUUCCUAGUCUGGACCGGGAGACGUUCCGGGCCAUAGAACCGGGCCUGUCCGCGUACGCCGACGAUCCACAGAAGUGCUCCGCCGGCAUCGUGGUGCUGUUGGACCUGGCUCGGUCCGUCGUCCCCCCGUCCCAGUGGACCAGAACCCCCGUGGUUCUGAAGGCCACGGCCGGCCUGAGGCUGCUGCCUGGUGACAAGGCCGAGCAGCUGCUGGACCGGGUGAGGGCGCUGUUCCAGGAGUCUCCCUUCCUGUCCACAGAGGACAGCGUGUCCAUCAUGGACGGAACCGACGAAGGGAUCUCAGCCUGGAUCACCAUCAACUUCCUGACAGGCGGGCUGCAGGGUCUGGACCGGCCCACCGUUGGGAUGUUGGACCUCGGCGGCGGUUCGACCCAGAUCACCUUCAGCCCCCGCCAUGAGAAAACCAUCCAGACAUCGCCGAUUAAUGACAUCAGAUCCUUCCAGAUGUUCAAUCGUACACACACCGUCUACACACACAGCUAUCUGGGUUUGGGUCUCUUGUCGGCUCGGCUCGCUGUCCUUGGAGGCGUGGACGUUCCCCCCUCAGGGGGCAGCACUGAGCGGGUCAGCCCCUGCCUUGCUCCAGGGUUCUCGGGCAACUGGGAGCACGCUGACGUCGUCUACACCCUGAAGGGCCAGAAGGAAGGGGAGCCAGUUUACGAGGCGUGCCUGAACAAAGUCCAGAAGGUUCUGUACAGGAAGCUGAGCGCGGCGCCUGAGGCGGCGGACGUCGACUUCUACGCCUUCUCCUUCUACUACGACCGCGCCGUCGACCUUCAGGCCAUCGAUGAGGCGGCGGGUGGAACCAUCAGAGUGUCGGACUACGGCCAGGCUGCGGAGAGAGUGUGCCGCGGCCCGCCGGACCUCCAGAACCCGUUCCUGUGUCUGGACCUGGUCUACAUCUCGGUGCUGCUGCAGGAGCUUGGCUUCCCGGCCCACAAGCAGCUCAGGCUGGCCCGCACCGUCCGCCAGGUGGAGGCCAGCUGGGCCCUCGGCGCCAUCUUCCAACACCUGGAGGCCCUCAGGAGACGCUGAUGCUUUUAUUCUGAAGGGCUCCACACAACAUCCUGUUCUGAUCCAGGCGACCUCUGACCUGCAGCUGGAUUGUCAAGAUGCCAUGGAGACCUACAAAAGCUGUGACCUAUAAACCUUACUUUCUGGGUUGGUUCUGGACCAGAACCGCUGAGCGGUACUGACAGGUCCAGGUCCGGUUCUGAACGGUACUAAUUGGACCAGGGGUGCACUCCUGGUCCUUGAGGGUCGGUGCCCUACAACUCUUGGACGUUUCUCUGGUCCAACACACUUGAAUCAAAAUGCUGAAUCACCUCCCAAGUCCGGUCCGGUCCGGUCCGGUUCUGCUAUUGACCUCAUUAUUUGACCUCAUUAUUUGACUCAGGUGUGUUGAAGUAGAGAUGCAUCUAAAAGUUGCAGGAGACCUUCAGACCUGAAGUUGCCCAUCCCUGAAUUGGACUCUUGGACUGGUUCUUUUGGGUUUUCUUUGUGAAUAAAGCUGUGAACUUUGA